GCCAAGAAUCCGUGGAAAACCGAAUGCGCCUGCGUAACCAGACGUGGCAGCGGCAUCAUGGCCUCUUGGAACUGCAACGGGAGUCAGAUGAGAGAGGCGAAAAUGUUCAUGCUGGUGCUGCUGGUGUGGCUGCUGUCGUUGUUGGAGGCUGUGAAGGUAUCACCUCUCAUAGAGAAAGUCAAUGACCACAAAGACUUCAAGAAGCUGCUCAGAACGAGAACCAAUGUUCUGGCGCUCUACACAAAGACAGCUACAUCAGGGGACUUGUACCUGAAACUGCUCUCCGAUGUUGCCCAAACUGUAAAGGGCCAAGGGACUAUUGCCUGGAUCAACUGUGGAGAUUCAGAGGGUCGUAAGCUCUGCAAGAAAGUGAAGGUGGACCCCAGCUCCAAACACGGAGGAGCAGAGUUGCUGCACUACAAAGAUGGGACAUUCCACACAGAGUACAAUAGACCUGCUACAUUUAAGUCUAUGGUAGCAUUUUUGAAAGACCCAUCAGGGCCUCCGCUGUGGGAGGAGAACCCUGAAGCAAAAGAUGUCAUCCACGUCGAAACAGAAAAAGACUUCAGGAAGCUGCUGAAGAAAGAGGAGAAGCCAGUUCUUAUAAUGUUCUAUGCUCCCUGGUGCGGGGUUUGUAAGAGAAUGCAGCCAGUUUUUCAGCAAGCAGCCACAGAAACAAAGGGAAAAUAUGUAUUGGCAGGGAUGAAUGUGCACCCAGCUGAGUUUGACGGUCUCAAGCAGGAAUACAACGUGAAAGGGUACCCAACUUUCUGCUACUUUGAGAAAGGGAAGUUCCUUUAUCACUAUGAAAACUAUGGAGCUACAGCCAAAGACAUGGCAGACUGGUUGAAGAACCCUCAGCCCCCCCAGCCGAAGACACCAGAGGUACCAUGGUCGGAGACAGACUCCCUGGUCUUCCACCUGACUGAUGAGUCCUUUGACAGCUUCCUGGAGGAACAUCCUGCAGCCCUGGUCAUGUUCUACGCCCCCUGGUGUGGCCACUGCAAGAAAAUGAAGCCAGAUUAUGAUGAAGCUGCAGAAAUACUCAACAAGGGCGCAGAUAGUCCAGGUGUGUUGGCAGCAGUGGAUGCCACAGUUCACAAAGCUGUAGGGGAUCGCUUCAAGAUCUCUGGUUUCCCCACGGUUAAGUAUUUCGAGAAGGGUGAAGAGAAAUACACACUCCCACACCUCCGAAGCAAAGACAAGAUCAUCGAGUUCAUGCAUAAUCCCCAGGCCCCUCCACCACCAGAGCAGUCUUGGGAGGACAAACCCUCCAGUGUCAGCCAUCUUGGAUCUGAGGAUUUCCGCGAAGCUCUGAAAAAGAAAAAGCAUGCAUUGGUCAUGUUCUAUGCUCCCUGGUGUCCACACUGUAAAAACGCUGUCCCUCACUUCACCACAGCAGCUGAACUCUUUAAGGAGGACCGCAAGAUUGUGUACGCUGCUGUUGACUGCACAAAAGGUCAGAACCAUGAACUUUGUAAACAGGAGGGGGUGGAGGGCUACCCAACGUUCAACUACUACAACUAUGGCAAGUUUGUGGAAAAAUACAAUGGAGAUCGUGGGGAAACGGGCUUUACAGGAUUCAUGCGCAGCCUAAGAGGGCGUGACCAGGAAAAGGUGGUCAAGAGGAAGGAGGAGCUCUGAGGGCCACAUGCAGAGAUCAGGGUGAUGCACUGUGACCCUUGAGCCUAGCAAAGGCCCUUUCAGCACUGAUGUGGAAGACUCUAUGACCUCAGCGAAAGGCUAUUUUUUUAUACUGCGACGAUCAUCUUUGUAAUGAUACCGACAGAGUACCUACAGUCUGACCAACCACUUGAAAUUCUUUUUUUCUUCUUUUUUUCAUGGAUAUUCUGAUGGGCAGAAAAAAAAAAGUAAUUUUUAUUUUGUUUGUUUUUUUUUGUUAUUUUUUUUGCCCAAUCACUGUGACAGAAUAUGAAUACCCUAUACUGUAUCUAUGCAAUAAAAUAAAAAGACUCCUGCUUAGCCCUGCAGGGGUCUGUGACUGACCAUGGUGGUGGGCAUCAUAAGGUUAGAGGGGAGACUGCACUGUCCAUCACUGCACCAGGGUUCUUUUCCAGUCCCAUCAACCCUGCACUGUCUGCAGAUGACACUCUGAUUAUUGCCCAACAUUGUUUAUCCUUUUUUUGUUUUUUGUACAAAAACCUUCACACCAUUCUGAAUAUGGCUGUCAGUUAUGACUCAUUCAACUCGCCACCACUCACAUUAGUAAAGAAUGUGAAGCGCUGAAGUUGGUAAAAGGGUGUUGUAGCUGUGUGAAAUGCGUCAGUGUGGUGUAUGGGUCUGCACUAUUAUGAUUGGUUUGCUUUUAGAAUGGACUUGUUUUUGUUUGCUAAGAAAUUGUGGCCUUAAAGAUUAAAGAAUAUAAAAUA
Molecule: messenger RNA, 2390 nt
Organism: Melanotaenia boesemani (Boeseman's rainbowfish)
Lineage: Eukaryota; Metazoa; Chordata; Actinopteri; Atheriniformes; Melanotaeniidae
Gene: pdia5
Product: protein disulfide isomerase family A, member 5
Exons: 17
Coding region: 58-1644 (528 amino acids)
Biological process (GO): protein folding
Cellular component (GO): endoplasmic reticulum
Molecular function (GO): protein disulfide isomerase activity
Source: RefSeq, a predicted model, not a curated record